Colletotrichum scovillei is the source of this 1781-nucleotide messenger RNA. RefSeq names its product phosphomannose isomerase type I. Gene Ontology annotation, molecular function: mannose-6-phosphate isomerase activity; zinc ion binding. The transcript has a single exon. Gene Ontology annotation, biological process: GDP-mannose biosynthetic process; carbohydrate metabolic process. Gene Ontology annotation, cellular component: cytosol. Bases 408 to 1628 code for a protein of 406 amino acids. The record is from RefSeq and is a predicted model, not a curated record. NCBI's taxonomy places the organism in Eukaryota, Fungi, Ascomycota, Sordariomycetes, Glomerellales, Glomerellaceae.
UCUCCGAAGUUGCCGCUGCCACACCGUUGACCGGAGCUGCAGGUCCGGCUUCGAGUUCGCCACGGCCCGCCGAGACACAGCAAAGUGGGACCGGGCGUCGGACGGCUCCAAGACUUCUAUGACGAUUUUGUUGCGUCAAUCUUUCCGACGUCACUAGCCGGUCACCCAAUAUCCGAAUUACAAACCAUCAACUUCUCGUGUGAUAUCUGAAUGCACGUUGUAUAAGAUUCAAAGAAAAAGACCGUCGCUCUCAUCAAUUAGACCUAAACUUAUAGACAAGAUACCCCUGAUCAUCAACCGAAGAACGCUACGCUAGAUACAUACCUCAAGUACCUUGGAGAAGAGAAGAGAAACAGAAGCUCUUCAGAGAAUAAUAGAAGAGAGAAAAGACUCACAAACCAGCUACCAUGAGUUCACAAAGCUCAGUUUUCCAGCUAAGCGGCACAUGCAACAACUACGACUGGGGCAAAAAGGGUCGCGACUCGCUCGCCGCACGCCUCUGCGAAAAUACCCCAAGCGGCUUCACAAUCAACGACAAUGAGGCCUACUCAGAAAUGUGGUUCGGCGACUACCCCGACUUUCCCGCACGCGUCCUCGAGACAGGCGAGCUGCUCAAGGACGUCCUAGACAAGAACAAGGAACAGCUCCUCGGCAAAAAAGUCAUCACCGAGCUCGACGGCCAGCUCCCCUACCUCCCCAAGAUCCUCUCCAUUGCAAAAGCCCUACCCCUCCAGAUCCACCCAAACAAGUCUCUCGCAAGCAAGCUCCAUGAGCAGGACCCCGAGAACUUCACCGACGCCAAUCACAAGCCCGAGAUUGCUGUAGCACUGGGUCCGUUUGAGGUUUUUGCCGGGUUCAAGCCUUUGGACCAGAUCUCGCCCGUGUUCAACAUCCCUGCCUUGCGCGACCUGAUCCCCGAUGAGACGACUAGAUGGACCGACGAGACUCUGCGGGAGGUUACGCGGCGCAUUCUGCUCGCCGAUGAAGACACUGUCGAAAAGGCCUCAAAGGCUCUCGGCGGCACCCCGCGCGAGGAGCUGGGCGGGAACGGCUAUGUGCUGGAUCUUCUGCCGCGUCUGCAGGGCCAGUUUGGUAAAGGCGACAACGGCAUUCUAGUUGCGCUGCUGUGUAUGAAUUUCUUGUCGCUGGAAGCUGGCGAUGCAUUGUAUAUCCCUGCCGACGGCAUUCAUGCUUAUCUGUCUGGGGACAUUGUGGAGUGCAUGGCUCGUUCGAACAACGUCCUCAAUACGGGCUUCUGUCCGCCCGGUGACAGGAACAACAUUGAUUUGUUCAGCAAGACGUUGACUUUCAAGGCGCAUAGCAAGAACGACGUGCUUUUGCCUGCGGAGAAGAGCUCUCGCGGCGCACAAGGACGUACGGUUGUGUAUCCGCCGCCGUUGAGCGAGUUUGACAUGUUGAAGACGGAUCUGGACGAGGGUAGCAAGACGGAAGUUCUGAAGGCGGGCGAAGGACCCUCGGUUGCUAUCGUCACCGACGGUGAGGGAGUUCUGGAGGCGGACGGGAAGAAAUUUGACGUUAAGGCUGGUCAUAUUUACUUUGUUGCUCCCGGCAUCGAGGCCAAGUGGGAAACCGAGGGGAAGAUGCAGGUCUUUACAACUGUGGUUUGAUCGACCUGGCGGUCAGACAUUCGAUAGAGAAUGCGCAGAAGAUUUUAAAUAUUUAGAUUAUUAGAAAUGCGACCUGAUGAGGCAAUGGUCUGGGUUCUCCUCAUCCUGUAUGUCAGGUAUUUUGAAACAAUGGUUGCGCGGUUACAGCGAUAG